Closterium sp. Naga37s-1 is the source of this 1485-nucleotide messenger RNA. The record is from the annotation of a GenBank genome assembly. Lineage: Eukaryota; Viridiplantae; Streptophyta; Zygnematophyceae; Desmidiales; Closteriaceae.
AUGCUGCGAUUCCAGAUCAGGGGACCGUCAACCACGGCGACGCCGCGUCUCGACGUUAAGGUGGGCACGCUGUCGCUCAUCCCGUCGCUCACCCUGUCGCUCACGCCGUCGCUCACCCUGUCGCUCACCCGUCGUUCCUCCCAUCAGGCAUGCGACGGCGACGACAGUGAUGACGUGGACACGAGCGCCUUCUGCUCUUCCGGCAACGGCGCGCUUCACCGCGUGUUCGGCUCGGCCGCGGCGACUGCUGACGUGUCACUCGUGGACGCAUUGGACGAGCGUAACGGCGGCCCGGAGGAGCGGUUCGGCGUGAACGGGCGGCGAUUAAAGUUCAAAGUGGGCGGCUCGGAGGAAGCUUCGUCGGAGCUUCUUGAGGCAGCCGGGUCGGCGGCUAAGGAGGUUGAGAAGGGGGUAGAGGCGGUGGGGUCGGCGGCGCUUAAAGCGCAGGAGACGGAGAGAGCAGUGGAGAGCGAGGAAGAGACGAAACGAAAGAUGAGAAUAUCACAUGGCCGCAUCAUCUCAGUUUUGUUAUUCGUCGCCCUCCUCUCAACGCUCCUCCUCGUCGAUUCCUUCAUCUGGCGCCUCAUCCGCCGCCCCCUCGCCGCCUUCUUCCUCACCAUCCCCUUCCUCGCUGCCGCCGCCACGUCAGCAUACGCCGGCGCCAUCGCCAUCCCGUUUCUCCGCUCGCUUAAAGCCCAGCAGGUGGUGCGAGAGGAGGGCCCGGCCACGCAUGUGACUAAAGCGGGGACGCCCACUAUGGGGGGCCUGUUCUUCGUGCCGCUGGGUGUGCUUGUAGCGAGGGUGGCGACUGGGAGUCCGCCUGAGCUGGCAGGGGUGACAGCGGCAACGGGGGCGAUGCUGCUGGUGGGGGCGGUGGACGAUGGGCUGUCUCUGGCUAAGAAGCAUAACUAUGGCCUCACGCCGAUGGCGAAGCUUGGGCUACAGGUAAGAAAGAGCAAGUGUAGGAGGGAGGGAGAAGAGAAGGGUUGUGGUGGCGAUGGUGGCGGGUGGGAGCGGUGGACGAUGGCCAUGGGAGCGUUUGGAGCAGCGAUGGCGGGGGCGUGCAUGGGGUUCCUAGCGCACAACCGACACAAGGCGGCGGUGUUCAUGGGGGACACGGGCUCCCUGGCUCUCGGGGCGGGCCUGACUACCACUCUCCACCCCUCUCCACCACUCUCAUGCCCUCCCCUUCCCUCCCCACCAGCCAUGGGAGCGUUCGGGGCAGCGAUGGCGGGGGCGUGCAUGGGGUUUCUAGCGCACAACCGGCACAAGGCGGCGGUCUUCAUGGGGGACACGGGCUCCCUGGCUCUCGGGGCGGCACUCGCUGCAAUGGCUGCCACCACUGGCCUCUUCUUCCCCCUCCUCAUCGCCUCGGCUGUUUUCUUCCUCGAGGCCGUCUCGGUCAUGCUACAGGUAAGCCCCCUCACUACCGCUCUCUCCCACUCUCUACUACUCUCCACCACUCGAUACCACUCGCUGCCCUAG